Messenger RNA from Lachnellula hyalina, 885 nucleotides. RefSeq names its product putative hydroxyacylglutathione hydrolase (gene SPAC824.07). The record is from RefSeq and is a predicted model, not a curated record. The transcript is spliced from 11 exons. NCBI's taxonomy places the organism in Eukaryota, Fungi, Ascomycota, Leotiomycetes, Helotiales, Lachnaceae. Gene Ontology annotation, molecular function: hydroxyacylglutathione hydrolase activity. Bases 1 to 885 code for a protein of 294 amino acids.
AUGAACUUCUCUAGAAUCACCAGACCCCUUCUACUAAAGCCUUUGAAACCACUUACAACCAGCCUUGCAUUUGUCCCAUUUGCCCGCGCCAUGCAUAUUCAGUCUAUUCCUAUGUGGGUGGGAAGUAGUAAUAAUUACGCCUACCUGGUUGUCGAUGACAAGUCCAAGGAUGCUGUAAUAAUCGACCCCGCAAACCCCGACGAAGUUGCGCCGGUUCUGCAGGAACAUAUAAAGGCUGGAAAGAUCAAUCUGACUGCUAUUGUCAACACACACCAUCAUUGGGAUCAUGCCGGAGGAAAUAAGAAACUCUUGGCGUUCAGCGAAUUUAAAGGCAAACCCAUAAUCGGCGGAAAAGACUGCGAAGGCGUUACACAAACCCCCAAGAACGGUGAAGGCUUCAAGAUCGGCGAUAUUGCAGUCAAGGCUCUAUAUACGCCUUGCCAUACACAAGAUAGCAUAUGUUGGUUUAUGGAAGACAGUACAGGCAAAGUAGUCUUUACAGGGGAUACUCUGUUCCAUGGAGGAUGCGGACGUUUUUUUGAGGGUUCGGCAGAGGAGAUGAAUACUGCGUUGAACAAGACUCUGGCUUCGAUCCCGGAUGACACGAAAGUCUACCCUGGACACGAAUACACAAAAGCAAAUGUCAAGUUCGCCAUUUCAGUCUCGCAGAGUGAGCCAGUCAAGAAGCUAGAAGCUUUCGCGGAUAACAACAAGGAAACACAAGGCAAAUUUACAAUUGGCGAUGAAAAGCAACACAACGUAUUUAUGAGAAUGGAUGAUCCGGUUAUACAAAAAGCAACUGGAAAGACUGACCCGAUCGAAGUUAUGGCCAAACUCCGGGAGAUGAAGAACAGCUUCAAACCCCCACCAGAACAGAAGCUAUGA